Messenger RNA from Thelazia callipaeda (thelaziosis nematode), 492 nucleotides. The record is from the annotation of a GenBank genome assembly. NCBI's taxonomy places the organism in Eukaryota, Metazoa, Nematoda, Chromadorea, Rhabditida, Thelaziidae.
AUGGGUUGGUAUAUAAGAGCAUCUGCAUUGCACACUUUUUUAUUUCUAAGCGAAAUUUGUGUUGAGUUGACGAACUGUGGUAUGGCUCGUACAAAGCAAACUGCUCGCAAAUCUACGGGUGGAAAGGCACCUCGGAAGCAACUUGCAACCAAGGCAGCACGAAAGUCGGCUCCGGCUACCGGCGGAGUAAAAAAACCGCACAGGUAUAGACCUGGCACGGUUGCUUUGCGUGAAAUUCGGCGGUACCAAAAGUCAACGGAACUGCUUAUCCGUAAGUUGCCUUUCCAGCGGUUGGUCCGUGAAAUAGCUCAAGAUUUCAAAACUGACCUCCGUUUUCAAUCGUCUGCUGUGCUUGCCUUGCAAGAGGCUAGUGAGGCAUACUUGGUUGGCUUAUUUGAGGACACUAAUCUGUGUGCUAUUCACGCCAAACGAGUGACAAUCAUGCCCAAAGACAUUCAAUUGGCACGGCGAAUUAGAGGAGAGCGAGCUUGA